AUGUCUUCCAUCCCCCAGCCUGGCCCGGAGGCCUUGAUCACCGUCAAGGUGACUUACGAGAACACUCUUCGUCGGGUCAAGAUGCCGCUGCGUGACAUGGUGCCGCACACGCUUGAAGAUAACAUUCGACUCUUCCUUCGCAUUUCGCCAGAGGACCAGAUCAUCAUCGAGCGCUACUCCGAUUCAGCCGGCUCCUUUGUCGUUCUCGACCCUAUCAACGUGCCGAUUUACAAGCAGCUCUACAGAGCGGCCAAAGCCAAGUCGAAGCUGAAACUGCGUGUGUCUACUCUCCAGACGCAGCCAAAGACUACGCCAAAGCCCGCCACGGUGGAAGACGAGCCGGAAGAGUCCGUAGCAGAGACCUACGAGACCACUGAUAAGACUACACCUUUCGAAAGCGACGAGUCCGCUUCGACAAACGAACCUGCGACGGACAUGUCAAUGCCGUUUGAAGCGCCCUCAUCGUCAGCCACCCUGCUCUCGGGCAUUGACUUGCCUCUGCGAACCGCUUCAUCUACCCAGCUCGACACCGCUGAGACGGCCAGGGCUGAGGAGGAGACCGAGGCUCCCGUCGCUCAGAAGCUAUCGGCCGUCUUCACAGCGCCUCCCAUGGACUCUGCUCCGCUCCAUCCCGUCAUCACUGCCGCUCCAUUUGCCGUCUGCUGUAAUAACUGUGAGAAGACGGUUUCGGACGUGCACUACCACUGCCAGACGUGCGAUGACGGCGACUUUGAUCUCUGCCAAAACUGCGUUGACGAGGGAGUCAGCUGCUAUGAUGACAACCACUGGCUCAUCAAGCGAACAAUGAUCGACGGCCAGCUCAUUGCCAGCCUCACCGAGAAGAUUGAGCCCAAGUCCCAGCUCAAGAAGCACAUCGAGGGUCUCUACAAGGCGGCCUCCGUUCUUCCCUCAAUUGAAACUCCUGAGAAGGAGGAAACUGAGGCGCUCAAAGCUGCUCGCCUCGACAAGGCUCCGGCCUUUUUCACUGCUCAGCCGACUCCUGAGGAGCGAAACACAGCUCCCGCCAACGCCUUCACUCCCCACACCGUUCCAUUUGUCGGCGGUGCCAUCACCAGGUGGUCCAGCCUGAGCAACAUGCGAACGUGCAACUGCUGCGUUCAAGAACUUCCCGAAGCCGAGUUCCUCCACUGCACAACUUGCGAGGACUAUGAUCUCUGCCAUGCAUGCUUCGGCAAGGAUGCCCAUGGCCACCACCCCAAGCACUCCUUCGCCCCUGCGGUCACGGGCAGCCGUAUCCCAGACCACAUCGCCAUCAAGAUGAAGGCUGGCCGCAACCAGGCACACAACGCCAUCUGCGACGGCUGUGACAAAUACAUCACUGGUGUCCGCCACAAGUGCCUGGACUGCCCUGACUGGGACUACUGCGACACCUGCGUUCUCAGCGCAGCCGUCACCCACAUGAGCCAUCGGUUCGUGCCCAUCUACGAGCCUCUUGCGGAUGCGGCAGCGGUUGCUCAGCCAGUGCACAUGGGCAUCUGCUGCGAUGGGCCCCUGUGCUCCAAGAACCAGGGCUAUCCCACCUACAUCAGAGGCGUGCGCUACAAGUGCGCAGUCUGCCACGACCUCGACUUCUGCGCAAGCUGCGAGGCCAACCCCGCCAAUGAGCACAACAAGACGCAUCCUCUCAUCAAGUUCAAGACGCCCGUUCGCCAUGUGAGCGUCACUACCACUGGGGAGCAUCAGGAUGGCAAGCGCAUGCCUCCCAUGGGCGACCGUGCCAGGAACGUCCCCAAGGCUUCGGAGACGUCGACUUUGAGCGACAGCAACACCAUCAACCGCGUACAGACGGUCGUUGACGUGAAGCCCGAAGAGCCCAAGGUGGAGGAAGCCCAGGUUGCCGAUGUCGCAGCACCAGUCGACGAGAAUGACCUCCGGGCCGUCUUCCUUCGCGACUCGGUGACUGACGGCACAAUCAUGCCUCCCAACCACGUCUUUGAGCAGACGUGGGUGCUUCGCAACGAGGGCACCACCACUUGGCCUGCUGGGUGCUCCGUCAAGUUUGUUGGCGGCGACUACAUGGGCCACGUCGACUCUGCCCACCCUGCCGGCAUCUCGGAGCUUGUCUCGGCAUCGGAGUCGACGGUGUGCUACGCCCCGCUUGCCCCCGGCAACGAGUUCCCCUUCACCGUGCUGCUCCGCACGCCUGCCCGCGCCGGGCAGAUCAUUUCCUACUGGCGCUUGACUACGCCUAGCGGAUUCAAGUUCGGCCACCGUCUCUGGUGCGAUGUCAGCGUGCGAAUGCCCCCCGCUGAGGCCCCGGCCGCCCCCGCCGUUGAGGAACCCAAGAAGGAGGAGGACACCCAGACCGACAGUGUCAUGAUUUUCCCCAAGCUUGACAAGGAGUCACCCCAGGCUAGCAUGCACGAAGAGCACCAGGCCGAGUCUGUUGCUGGAACCGCCGCAGAGACUGAUGCUUUGACUGCUAGUGGCGAGGAGUACGAGUGGGACGGCUCUGAUGACGGCUUCCUGACGGAUGAAGAGUACGACAUCCUGGAUGCCUCUGACGAGGAGUACCUCACGGACCGCGAUAGCAAGAGGCUGAGGAAGUAG
Molecule: messenger RNA, 2571 nt
Organism: Trichoderma citrinoviride
Lineage: Eukaryota; Fungi; Ascomycota; Sordariomycetes; Hypocreales; Hypocreaceae
Exons: 4
Coding region: 1-2571 (856 amino acids)
Molecular function (GO): zinc ion binding
Source: RefSeq, a predicted model, not a curated record